AUUCAAACAAAACUCACUUUGAAAGCACACGGAACUAUAAACAUUUUAGUCUCUCUGGCAUUUUACUUAAAAAACAACAGGCGCAAGGUUAUUCUCUUGCUGAAAUUUUUAAAAAAGUUCGGUUGUGUAAGCGUCUCAUAAAAAUUUAAAGUUAAAUUAACUUGUAAUUCCAUCCCCUUCGGGAUGGCGUCUUUUGUGAUUGUUCUUGCGCUCGCGAUAUUUCUGAUUGCCACUUGUGCCGCGAAGGAGUAUAAAAUCUUUUGCCAAUAUGAUAUGAAAUCUUAUUAUUAUAAGAACACUAGUUUAUUCUACUCCUGGAAAAUCGACACCAGACUAUGUACGCAUCUGGUUCUGGGUACGGGAAUCGGUGUGAAUGAAGAAACUGGAGCGGUAAAGGUCAAAAACAAUGAUCUCCUGGACAAGGAUCUUCUAAUCCACGGAACAAAUCUAAAAUAUGACAGCGUCCAGAAGGUCAUAAUAUCUAUAGGGGGCUUUGAUGAAGAUUCCCAAAUAUUUUCCAAGAUGGCGGCCUCUGAUAAGAGGCGCGCAGAAUUCUGCAAAUCUCUGGUAGAUUUCAUGUUGGGAAUGGGCUACGAAGGAGCUCAGAUCGACUGGCGCUAUCCCACGCAACGCGGCGGUUACCCCGUGGACCGGAGAAAUUUCGUCCUCCUUCUACAAGAACUGAGCUUGAUCUUCCGGGAACACAAGUUCAUACUGGGUGUUGUGGCGCUGGGCAGAACCGACAAACAGACCCUGGAGAGCUACGAUAUACCCGAAAUAGUAAAAAACGUCGAUUUUGUCAAUCUCAUGGUGGACGACGAGCGAGACAAGUACAACAUACGUCUAUCCUACGUUGCUCCGCUGUUCGGAGCCACUAACAGCGUGGCCGCUGGUGUCAAGCACUGGAAGAAGACGGGCAAAUCUCCGGACAAGCUAAUUCUCAACGUCCCAUUCUUCGGCCGCUCCUUCACAAUGGAUACUAACCAGUCGGCUGUGGGAUCGCCCUGUAAGGGACCCGGGCUGCCGGCAAGGAACUCUGCCAUUGUCGGCUUCACUACCUUCAACGAGUACUGCACUCAAGCCUCGAAAUGGUCCAACUACUUCGACAAGGUGGCCAAGGUGCCGUACGCCACCCGUGACAAUCAAUGGCUGUCCUUCGAGAACUCUGAAAGCAUUUGGGCGAAGAUGCACUAUCUGAAGAAAAACCAACUGGGAGGCGCCAUGGCCUGGACUAUCGAUGCAGACGACUUUUUAGGCAAUUGUGGAAUCCGCUUCGGCUUGCUAAGCAACAUCCACUCCGCUCUGGGCGACCCGAAUGCACUUACCACCCAGGCACCGACCACGGAGGCCAGUGGCAUAUGUCCUCGUGAUGGAUUGAUUCGUGACAAAUGGGAAUGUCGCUACUACUACGAGUGUCGCAACGGCAAACGUUUCGAUUACGAGUGUGUCGAAGGUCAGUUCUUCGACGAGGCCAAGGGAUACUGCCGACCCGCUAAGGAGGUCAAGUGCGAUCAGGACUUUGUCGUUUGGCGCCCGGGCAUGCCAGUCUACAGUUACGAAAACCUUCCGUUGAACCUCAAGGUCGUGGAAUAGACCUCAAAUAUAAGAAUCUUGCAGUUUUCGGUUGAACAUUCAAAAA
This is a messenger RNA of Drosophila kikkawai, 1639 nucleotides long. RefSeq names its product Chitinase 12 (gene Cht12). Gene Ontology annotation, molecular function: chitin binding; chitinase activity. Gene Ontology annotation, cellular component: extracellular region. Lineage: Eukaryota; Metazoa; Arthropoda; Insecta; Diptera; Drosophilidae. Gene Ontology annotation, biological process: chitin catabolic process; carbohydrate metabolic process. The record is from RefSeq and is a predicted model, not a curated record.